Molecule: messenger RNA, 480 nt
Organism: Colletotrichum truncatum
Lineage: Eukaryota; Fungi; Ascomycota; Sordariomycetes; Glomerellales; Glomerellaceae
Source: RefSeq, a predicted model, not a curated record
AUGUAUGCGCUAAGAGGAACCUUCGUCCUUGCAACCCUUUUGAUGCUACAAGCUGCAACUUCCGUCAACGCGGCAUUUCACGUAUUCACGCGGUACCAGCGAGUUGCAGACCAAGAAUGCAACAAGAGGACCGGCGUGUGUUAUUGCAAACCCGUGGUGGAGUGGCGCGUCGGCGUCGUCCCGUCAUCGCAAUACAACUGCGACGCCUUCCGAGACGACAAAUGGUUCCAGAGGACCUGGGGCAACGGGCAGUCCUGGGAGGGCCUGAGCUACCCUACCAUUUGCGGCAGUAAGCCGGUCGACAUGUACCCCAGAAACGGUGGUCUUGAGAUCUAUGAGCACAACGCAAACCCGGGGAAAAUAUUGGCCAAAUGCUACAGGCAGAGCCCGAAUACCAUCGACUGUACUAAGCGCUUUAUGUGCGCUGGCGAGACUAAGGUGAACGAUGUGUGGUUUGUGGCCUCAAAGUUGUCGACUUAA